Messenger RNA from Molossus molossus (Pallas's mastiff bat), 3392 nucleotides. It is a transcript of the gene BNC2, whose product is annotated as basonuclin 2. Bases 274 to 3339 code for a protein of 1021 amino acids. The transcript is spliced from 5 exons. Gene Ontology annotation, cellular component: nucleus. The record is from RefSeq and is a predicted model, not a curated record. Lineage: Eukaryota; Metazoa; Chordata; Mammalia; Chiroptera; Molossidae. Gene Ontology annotation, biological process: regulation of DNA-templated transcription.
AAAUGAUAGGGGUAUCUGUGCAGAAGGUGCGAAAGAAGCUCUGACCCCCUCCCUCCCCCAAAUCUCCCCCUUCCCAAAUGAAAUGCACAGUUCAGCCAGCUUCUUAACUACACUACACUUUUGCUACUGGCUGCCAAGAGGCUCAAAAAAUCCACCUUCACUUUUCAGUCAGAAGAGGCAGAAGUGGAUGUGAGAGAAAGAGAGACACAGAGAGACAGAGAGCCAAAGAGGGCAAGAGACUUGACUUUAAGAGACUCCUGUACUGACAACUCCAUGCAGUUCGGAACCAGAACGACUGCGGCUGAACCAGGGUUCAUGGGGACAUGGCAAAACGCUGAUACUAACCUUUUAUUCAGAAUGUCCCAACAGGCCAUCCGCUGCACACUGGUCAACUGCACGUGUGAAUGUUUUCAGCCAGGGAAGAUUAACCUGAGGACUUGCGAUCAGUGUAAACAUGGCUGGGUGGCACAUGCCUUGGACAAGCUCAGCACCCAGCACCUGUACCACCCCACGCAAGUGGAGAUUGUGCAGUCCAACGUGGUGUUUGACAUCAGCAGCCUGAUGCUCUAUGGGACACAAGCGGUGCCCGUGCGGCUAAAGAUCCUGCUGGACCGUCUCUUCAGUGUCCUGAAGCAGGAGGAGGUGCUACACAUCCUGCACGGCCUGGGCUGGACUCUGCGGGACUACGUUCGGGGGUACAUCCUUCAGGAUGCUGCCGGCAAGGUGCUGGACCGCUGGGCCAUCAUGUCUCGAGAAGAGGAAAUCAUCACCCUUCAGCAGUUUCUGCGGUUUGGAGAAACCAAAUCCAUUGUAGAGCUGAUGGCAAUUCAGGAGAAAGAAGGUCAAGCCGUGGCUGUACCGUCUUCAAAGACAGACUCAGACAUAAGGACUUUCAUUGAGAGCAAUAAUCGCACCAGGAGUCCCAGCCUCCUUGCUCACCUAGAGAACAGCAACCCUUCCAGCAUCCAUCAUUUUGAAAACAUCCCCAACAGCCUUGCAUUUCUGCUUCCAUUCCAGUACAUAAACCCAGUCUCAGCCCCACUGCUCGGACUGCCUCCCAACGGGCUACUUCUAGAGCAACCAGGACUGAGGCUGCGGGAGCCGAGCCUUUCAACCCAGAAUGAGUACAAUGAGAGCAGCGAAUCUGAAGUAUCUCCCACACCGUAUAAGAAUGAUCAGACUCCUAAUAGAAACGCCCUGACCAGCAUUACUAAUGUGGAGCCUAAAACCGAGCCAGCCUGCGUGUCCCCCAUUCAGAAUUCUGCCCCGGUCAGUGAUCUGACCAAAACUGAACACCCGAAAAGCUCAUUUCGGAUUCACCGGAUGAGAAGGAUGGGGUCAGCCUCUAGGAAAGGAAGAGUGUUCUGUAAUGCAUGUGGGAAGACAUUCUAUGAUAAAGGUACCCUCAAAAUUCAUUAUAAUGCUGUUCACCUGAAGAUCAAACAUCGAUGCACCAUUGAAGGUUGCAACAUGGUCUUUAGCUCCCUCCGAAGCCGAAAUCGCCACAGUGCAAACCCUAACCCUCGCCUUCACAUGCCUAUGCUAAGGAACAACCGAGACAAAGAUUUAAUUCGGGCCACAUCAGGAGCUGCCACCCCCGUCAUAGCAAGUACAAAAUCAAAUCUCACACUCACCAGCCCUGGCCGGCCCCCAAUGGGUUUUACCACUCCCCCACUAGACCCUGUCUUACAGAAUCCUCUCCCUAGCCAGCUGGUGUUUUCUGGGCUAAAGACUGUCCAACCAGUUCCUCCAUUUUAUAGAAGUUUACUCACUCCAGGAGAAAUGGUGAGUCCUCCCACCUCCCUCCCGACCAGCCCCCUCAUUCCCACCAGUGGUACUAUAGAGCAGCACCCCGUGCCACCCUCUGAGCCAGCAGCGCCAGUAGUGAUGAUGGCCACUCAUGAGCCCAGUGCCGAUUUGGCCCCCAAGAAGAAGCCCAGGAAGUCCAGCAUGCCUGUGAAGAUCGAGAAGGAAAUUAUUGAUACGGCCGAUGAGUUUGACGAUGAAGAUGAUGACCCCAAUGACCCCGGAGCUGUGGUCAAUGACGUGAGCCAUGACAAUCAUUGCCACUCCCAAGAGGAGAUGAGUCCAGGCAUGUCUGUGAAGGACUUUUCUAAGCACGGCAGGUCCCGGUGCAUUUCAAGGACUGAAAUAAGAAGGGCCGACAGCAUGACUUCUGAGGACCAAGAACCUGAGCGGGACUAUGAGAACGAGUCUGAAUCUUCAGAGCCCAAACUAGGUGAGGAAUCCAUGGAAGGGGAUGAGCACAUUCACAGUGAAGUGAGCGAAAAAGUCCUGAUGAACAGUGAGAGACCUGACGAGAACCACAGUGAGCCCUCUCACCAGGACAUCAUCAAGGUGAAGGAAGAAUUUACAGACCCCACUUACGACAUGUUUUACAUGAGCCAGUACGGACUAUACAAUGGUGGGGGAGCCAGCAUGGCGGCCCUGCAUGAAAGUUUUGCAUCCUCUCUGAAUUACGGCAGCCCUCAAAAGUUCUCCCCUGAAGGUGACCUGUGUUCUAGCCCAGACCCCAAAAUCUGUUAUGUGUGCAAGAAGAGUUUCAAAAGCUCCUACAGUGUGAAGCUUCACUACAGGAACGUUCACUUAAAAGAGAUGCACGUCUGCACGGUGGCCGGCUGCAAUGCUGCCUUCCCCUCUCGCCGAAGCAGAGACAGACACAGUGCCAACAUAAAUCUGCAUCGUAAACUGUUGACCAAAGAACUCGAUGACAUGGGCCUGGACUCAUCGCAGCCCUCCCUUAGCAAGGACCUCCGGGAUGAAUUUUUGAUGAAGAUCUAUGGAGCCCAGCACCCCAUGGGCCUCGACGUCAGGGAAGACGCCUCCUCCCCCGCAGGGACUGAAGACUCGCACCUGAACGGGUAUGGAAGAGGCAUGGCGGAGGACUACAUGGUCCUUGACUUGAGCACCACCUCCAGCCUCCAGUCCAGCAGCAGCAUCCACUCCUCCCGGGAAUCCGACGCAGGCAGUGAUGAGGGGAUUCUUCUCGACGACAUUGAUGGGGCGAGUGACAGUGGGGAGUCGGCACACAAGGCCGAGGCCCCUGCCCUCCCUGGGAGCCUCGGGGCUGAAGUUUCGGGAUCUCUGAUGUUCAACAGCUUGUCCGGGAGCAAUGGUGGGAUUAUGUGCAACAUUUGCCACAAAAUGUACAGCAACAAGGGGACCCUGAGAGUGCACUACAAAACUGUGCAUUUGCGAGAAAUGCACAAGUGCAAAGUCCCCGGUUGCAAUAUGAUGUUUUCCUCUGUGCGAAGCCGAAAUCGGCACAGUCAGAACCCUAAUCUCCACAAAAACAUUCCCUUCACUUCAGUAGAUUAGUCUCAGAACGGACACUACAAAUGCCAGCUCUCACCAGAUGGCCUACAUAUUUG